AUGGCAGAAACCGCUACACACUUAGACCCAAAAAUAGCAGUUCAGAAGCUGAAGCAGCAAAACGAAAACCUUAAAUCUGAGCUUUCACAGCUAAGAGGUGCUUUGCAAACUGCUAUGAAUAAUCAAAAGCAAGCAAGCAUCCAAGCGCAACGUCCUAACUUCAGUUCAGACUCUGAAGACCGAGAACUCCAAAUUUUGCACUCAAAAAUUAAAAAACUUAAAAAUGAGCGUUCAUCCUUAAAAGUCCAAAUUACUGCAAAUUCUGAUUCCAGCACAGCAGAGAUUGAAAAUGAGUUAAAAUAUCUCAAAAACCAACUAAAGCAAGCAGAAGCUGAGCAGCAAACUCUUUUAAAACUUCAAAAAGACCAAGAAAACCAUAUUGAAACUAUAAGCACUGGACAAACUGUUGCUGAUAAGAUCAGCAGACUUCGAGAAGAAAUAAAAGAAGCUAAAGAUGAAUACCGAGAGGUCAAUGAAACUAUGAAAUCAGAAGAGGCAAGGUGGCUUGAAGACCACAAAAGAAUGAUUGCCCUUGAGUCAAGAAUAAGAGAAGCCUCAGGGAAAACACCAAAAGUUAAAUCGAAAACUCAAGAAGAAGAUGAGUUAACUGAACUAAAAAGAAAACAAGACGUCCUUAAUAAAGCCAUAGCGACUGAAGAAGCUAAAGGAAAACGAUAUAUAAUAGAAGCUGAAAAUAGCCUGAAAGCACUUCAAGAUGAAGAUUUGGGAUUAAAAAAAAAAUUGAGAGAAAAAGACCAGGAGUGCCAAUUAAAAAUUUUGAAAAUAAAAGAGUUAAAAGGAAAUAUUGCAAAUUUGCAAAGAAAAGGGAAAGAUGAAGAAAAUAGAGAAGGGGAUGUAGGCAACUAUGAAGGAGGAAGAGAAAACUAUGGAAGUAAUGAAGGAGAGUACGAAGAUAAGCCAAAGUAUUCUGAUUAUGAAUAUGAGUCAAGGCAUAAUAGAAAUGCAUCAGGAGAUUAUGGAGAAGGUGGGAAGGAGUAUUAUUCAAAGCCGAAACUUCAAUUUUAG
This is a messenger RNA of Blepharisma stoltei, 1026 nucleotides long. The record is from the annotation of a GenBank genome assembly. Lineage: Eukaryota; Ciliophora; Heterotrichea; Heterotrichida; Blepharismidae.